Molecule: messenger RNA, 1963 nt
Organism: Monodelphis domestica (gray short-tailed opossum)
Lineage: Eukaryota; Metazoa; Chordata; Mammalia; Didelphimorphia; Didelphidae
Gene: LSR
Product: lipolysis stimulated lipoprotein receptor
Biological process (GO): tricellular tight junction assembly; establishment of blood-brain barrier
Cellular component (GO): tricellular tight junction; plasma membrane
Source: RefSeq, a predicted model, not a curated record
UCUCUUCCCCUCCCUUCUCCCUCACUACCUGGGAGCGGCGGCGCCGGAGGCGCACCAACAUCCUAUGGCUCCGGCAGCCCCCGGACCCCACGGGAGGACGGGCGCGCCCCUAGACCCCCUAGGGUGGAACCCUCGACGCCGGGGUGCACUGCCUCUGCCCUUGCUGCUGCUUUUGCUGGCCCUUUGGUGUUCAGCUCCUGUUGGCUGUAUCCAGGUCACGGUGUCCAACCCCUUCCAAGUGGUCAUCCUAUUCCAGCCUGUGACCCUUCCCUGCUCCUACCAGCUGUCAGGGGUGCCCACCCUACCCAUCGUCGUCUGGAAAUAUAAGUCCUUCUGCCGAAAUCGCAUCACUGAUGCCUUUUCUCCAGCCAGUGCUGACAGCCAGCUCAAUGCCCAGCUUGCCGCUGGCAACCCAGGCUACAAUCCCUAUGUGGAGUGUCAGGACAGUGUCCGAACUGUAAGGGUAGUGGCCACAAAGCAGGGGAAUGCUGUGACUCUGGGCGAUUUCUACCAAGGGAGAAGGAUCACCAUUACUGGGAAUGCUGACCUGACUUUUGAUCAGACUGCCUGGGGAGACAGUGGUGUCUACUACUGCUCUGUGAUCUCUGCCCAGGACCUCCAAGGCAAUAAUGAGGCUUAUGCUGAGCUCAUCGUCCUUGGCAGGACCUCAGGGGUGGCUGAACUCUUACCAGACUUUCAGAUAGGGCCCAUGGAAGACUGGCUCUUUGUGGUUGUCGUUGGCUUGGCUGCCUUCUUGGUCUUCCUCCUUCUGGGCAUCUGCUGGUGCCAGUGCUGCCCUCACACAUGUUGCUGCUAUGUUCGAUGUCCUUGCUGCCCGGAAAAGUGCUGCUGCCCCGAGGCCUUGUAUGCUGCUGGAAAAGCUGCCACCUCAGGGGUCCCAAGCAUUUAUGCCCCCAGUGUCUUUGCACCCAGCACCUAUGCUCACCUCUCUCCAGCCAAGGCUCCUUCUCCUCCACCCAUGAUCCCACUGGGUCCUGUCUACAAUGAUUUUGACCGGCAGAGCUCAGUGGGUGGCCACAGCUCCCAAGUCCCCCUUCUUCGUGACACAGAUAGUGUCAGAAACUCAGAAGUACGAAGUGGUUAUCGAAUCCAAGCCAACCAGCAGGAUGACUCAAUGAAGGUGUUGUACUACAUGGAGAAAGAGCUUGCCAACUUUGACCCUUCCCGGCCUGGCUUGCCCAAUGGCCGUGUGGAGAGGGCCAUGAGUGAAGUGACUUCCCUUCACGAAGAUGACUGGCGUGCUCGGCCUCACCGAGGCCCUGCCCUCACCCCCAUUCAGGAUGAGGAUUUGGACUAUCACUCCAGGAGUCCAGGAGGAUGGGGCCGAGAACGUCCCCACGAUCGGUAUGGAGAACGUCCCCAUGAUCCGUAUGGAGACUGGGGAGCUGGGCGUCCCCGAGCUCGUUCUGUGGAUGCCCUGGAUGACUUGGCUAGACCCAGCUCCGUUGAAUCAGGAAGGACAUCCCCUUCAGAAAGGAGCCGGAGCAAGGCUUAUGCACCUCUCCGAAGCCGUAGCAGAGAUGACCUCUACUCCAGAUCUGGGGACCCCCACUAUGAAGACUUCAGGUCCAGGGGCAGAGCCCUGGAUGACUCCCGAAGGGACCCUCAUGAGAACCACAGACGGUCCAGAGACCCAGAGUAUGAUGGGAGAUUUUUGGAAGAGGUGAUGAGAAAAAAGGGGGUAGGGGAGAGGAGGAGACCCUACAGAGAGGAGGAAGAAGAACCCUAUUACCCCCCAGCUCCACCACCAUACACUGAAACUGACUCCCAGGCUUCCAGAGAGAGGAAGCUUCGGAAGAACCUAGCCCUGAGCCGGGAAAGCCUGGUGGUCUAACUCGAUGAGGUGCUCAUCACUUUUGUAGUUUUUGUAUGUUUUGUAAGGUGUGUUGGGGGUGGGGGGGGUUACUUCUAUUUCUGCUCAAUAAAGUUUUUAAUCACUUGG